Theobroma umbraticum is the source of this 2324-nucleotide messenger RNA. RefSeq lists its product as uncharacterized. The record is from RefSeq and is a predicted model, not a curated record. Lineage: Eukaryota; Viridiplantae; Streptophyta; Magnoliopsida; Malvales; Malvaceae. Gene Ontology annotation, molecular function: phosphoglycerate dehydrogenase activity.
CCCAUAGGAAAGCAUCUGUCCACGGGGAGAAAAGAUUAGAUUAGUAUCUUGUAGUUUCAUCAAACUUUUUAAGAAAAGCCUUAGACAUCCCUUUCUACACAUUGCCUAGUGAACCUUCAUCUCUCUCUUUCUUGGAUAAGAUCUGUAGAAUGUCUGGUACACUUUGACCCACUUGAUAAUUGAUUCCUUAAUAGUCUUUUAUCCAAAACUUAUAACCCAUCGUGCACAGGGAAAGGAGAGAAAAGGAAGAAAAGAACAACCCAAUUCUCUUUGAAGAAUUUGAGCACUUGGGUUGUUCUUUGUUCAUAGUUUUCAUCGAUUGUAAUUUGAUUCAUUUUGUUCAGAAAAUCUAAAGACUUGGGUUGGUCUUUGUUUUAUAUUUUACUACAGAAUUACAGAAUGUCAUUUCUGCCUGGUUUGGAUUGGUCUCUUUAGAAAAUCAAAAGCUGUGCUUUGUUUUAUUGGAGGGGAAGGGAAUUGGGAAACACCACUCAAAGCAGACCCCAAAUUCGAUCGCUUCCCGAUAGCGUAAGCCACGAAGAAGGUUGAGGAUGUGAGAUAUUCGAGGUGAGUUUUUGUGUGCGUAAACUUUUUGAUCGGAAAGGCUGUGGCUUUGUCUGUUUUGAUGUUUUCCUGGAGAUCAUGCUUGAUACACAUGCAUGAUGCAUGCAUUCAUUUUGUAUGCAAUCAAGAGAGAGGGAUAGACAGAGGGGUCUCUUUUUGUCUGUUUACGUGACGUGAUUGAAAAAUUGCCUAUUGCUGAUUUUUAUGCCAGGAUGAUUCUCACUUGUAUGGACUAUAGCAAGUCAUCAACUCAAUCAAGGUGGAAAGGUUUCACCGAGGAGGAGGACUAAAUGCUCUAGAGUUAUGGAGAGAGUUUAUGAAACAUCUAUUGGAAAUGGGCCUACUAGUAAUGGCCAUAUGGUUAUGAGGCACUCCCCUUACCGGCCAUUUUCGAAGAGAUCGUUAUCUUGGCUUGAUUUAAGAGUUUUCUAUGUCAGAGUAAGCAAGUGUGAGACUGAUGAUUCAACUCCCGAGCACCUCACUUUAAACCAUGUCCCAUUGAAUCCCGAUACACUUCUUGAAGUAAAUGGUGUUAGAACUGGCAUCUAUUCUGAUGGCGCAUCCACCCUUCUUAGAAGGGAUCGGCUAGAUAAAAAAUCUGAAGAAGCCACUUUUGUGAGCACAGAUAGCAUAAGGCUGACAGGAAGUGUGAAGUUUGAGGUUUUUCAUAAGGAUACUCUUCUGCUAUCUGGGGUUUUAGAGUUGUGUGACAGUAACGGUUACACUGAAGAGUCAAGAGGAAGUGGCCAGCAAUGGAGCAUGAAUUGUGAUUCAGUCAUAACUGUAGGCACUGGCUUUCUGAAGGCCAAACAAUUUGUUAGCCCAGAUUCAGCUUCGCCCACAGUUGAGGUUUAUGUUGCAGGGUCCUUCUUGGGCAGUCCAAUCAUAUUGACUAGAACUCUGCAGCUUAGUUUACGAAAGAAGCAAAUGAAGAAGGGGAUGCUGGACUCAAUACCAGAGUAUGAGGCAACUGAAGGCCAGAAAGAAGUUACUCUUGUGCAGAUGCCAGAUUACUUGAAUUACAAACCAGAAAGUGAGGAGUACAACCAUCUGUACUACUCAGGGACAGACUAUUUUGAUGGUGAAGAUGGGGAGCUCACUUGGUUCAAUGCUGGUGUCAGGGUGGGGGUCGGGAUUGGCCUCAGCAUCUGUGUUGGACUUGGGAUCGGAGUAGGUUUGCUGGUUCGUACCUACCAAGGCACAACCCGUAACUUCAGAAGGCGACUACUCUAAUCGACACUUUUGCUUGCUCAUGAUUUUGCUAAAAUAAGUCCUCCCUAUCUCUCAUGGGCUAACUUAGUGGUGUUUCUAACAUAUUUUCUGUGAGCUCAUACUUUGUGAUUAACAGAGAUAAGGCAUAAAUUUCAGCUUUUCUUACCUUUUUAUCUGAAAUAAGUAUAUGUUUUCGUUCUAUACUAUUUACUACCUCAAAUAGGAAGCCUACAUUUGAUGUCAUGGGGAUGAGAAUUCAGCCAUUGUUUAGCCUCCUUCAUGUAGCUAGCUCGUCGGCUGUCUGCCUUUUGUUUUAGUGAAGCUUUGUCUCUCUAUCUCUAUCUAUCUUUUUGGUUUCAUGGAAGGAUGUUAACAGCAGCAUUAAAGUUUUGGGGAAGAAAGGAUCCCGUUGCCCAGAUUAUGACUCAAAAGGAGGAGCAGGAGGGGGUGGCUACCAAGUUUGGCAGACAUCUUCAUCUUAAGGUUACUAGUUGUCCUUGAAGUUACUACUCUUUAUAAUGUUAAUAGAGGGUUCCAAGUUUUGUCAA